Molecule: messenger RNA, 3257 nt
Organism: Hyalella azteca
Lineage: Eukaryota; Metazoa; Arthropoda; Malacostraca; Amphipoda; Hyalellidae
Exons: 5
Coding region: 290-2746 (818 amino acids)
Source: RefSeq, a predicted model, not a curated record
UUUUAUGACUGCCAAAGGUCUAAUUUUAAAUUUAAUGUAAGUUUUAACCAGUCAAAAUCUAAACAUUGUUCAGCUUGUUUAACAACAAACUAAGAUAUACCUGAUAAUAUACAAUCUUAACGUUUUAACUCUUAAUCACGUAACAUUAGCGCGGUAUGAAAUUCGAACAUUAAAGUUAUUAUAUGGAUUUUCAUUUUUUUGAGAUACUUUGAAAACUUCGAAAGUUUUUGCCGAAGAAAGAAAUUUAACAGAAACAAAGAAUCCAGCUGAGCGCGCUUGGUCAUUACUAAUGGAAUCUGCUUCUCCGGUCAAUUGGCUCCUCGACAAGAGUUCGUCGAGAAGACUACUCUGGUGUCAACGUAAAAAUUAUUUCAUUUGGAUUUUGCAAUUUUUGCUUCUGGUAUGUGGUGUCUUAUCGGCGUCAUUACAUGGCUCGAAAGGUGCCUACCGUGACUCAGUUUCCGACGUUGAUCAAAAACUCAAUGUAGCUGUGAAGUUUGAUUCGAGAACUUUAAGGUCUGACGGUGUCAUUUUGAAUUCCACCAUACCCAAAUUUUCCGAAGUUCCUGUGGUAACCUUAACAAAAAUUUCCCCGACGAGUGAAACGAGCUGGGUAAAUAUAAAGGAAAUCAUUAGAUUACACACGCCAUUUUCAAAGGAGAAAGAUUCAUAUGGGGAAGAAAGUGUUAGAAUACUGGAGAAAUUUACAAAAACGAACAAAAUUCCCGCGUUUGCUAUUGAAAAUGCAAAUGGAAGCGUGUCUGAACUAAGUGCGAUCGAAACUGAGGUCUUAAACGGACAUUUAUUUCCAGAUUUUCAUUCCACUUCAGCCAUAUUUCAAAAAAGCAAACCUAGGGAAAAUGUAGAAGAUGAAACUUGCGAUGAGAAAGGAUCGGAAUCUCCUGUGAUAGAAUUUUAUAACGAAUCCAACUUGAUUCCGCAUGCAUUUGAAGACGCUGAGCAGUCCUCUUCUACAGAGUUAUACGGGAAUGAUGUUUCGAUGUACUUCCAAGACAAGAUCUGUGAGGAUUUGGUAAAUACAUCUACGUACUCUGAAGUCAGUAACUAUGUGGACUUGGUCGAUGCUCCAACAUACUCUGACGAGAUCUACGAGGACUUGGUCGAUGCUCCGACGAAUUCCGACAAGGUCUACGAUGACUUGGUCGAUGCUCCGACGAACUCCGACAAGUUCUAUGAGGACUUGGUCGAUGCUCCGACAUACUCCGACAAGAUCUUUGAGGAUUUCGUUGAUCCCGUUACGCUCUGGACGGAUAAUCCUAAUGAAGGCGAGUCAGACGAGGACGACAUCCGUGACGCAGCUUAUGCGAAGCACAUGGAGUCAAAGUACGAAGUGCUUCACGGGUUUUCGUUGAUAUGCAAAGAAGAGAAUGUUCACUGCCACCAUCCUCAUGUCGUGUCGAUUGAGGCAUGUGAAGAAGUUUGCAGCCUGCUGGAAAUGUGUCGCUUCAUUGUCUAUACGACCAGAGUUGGGCGCGACCACAGAUGUCGGCUCUUCGACCUGACGCCUUUCGAAAUGAACAUCACGCCGCACCCUGAAGAGAGGGCCACAAUUUACAUGCUUCCAUUAACUGUUCAGCCAGGGGUUCGUAAAUUCGAUGGCCGUUAUUAUUUCAUUGCCAAAGAGAAAGCCAUACCGUCUCGAGCUGAGCGCGCGUGUCGCCACGUUUCCGGCUUCUACCAUCUAACAUUGCUGGCAUUCGACCAAAUCGCAGUCAUUUCGCAAAUUGCAAGAGAAAUGAUGAAUACUUCGUUGCCAACUGAUGACGCUGUGAUCAUGGCGUUAAUCGUGGGGCACAAACCGCUUUCUGAUACUUUCUCGAACCUCGCUCGUCGUGUCUCACGCAAACUUAAGUUCGACGCUAAAUUGCGCGCCUUGAACAACAAGUUCAUUCAUGUGGCGUAUUCGGGCUCUACGUUCAGCAAUGCCCGACAUUGGAGAAAGUACCAAAUUUUGUGUCAGGGAGACCCCUUCAAUUUGAGGGGCGAGGCAUCUUUCUAUCUAAACCUCCAGAAUUGGUUCAAAGACAGCGCGCUCAACAGGCACCUGCAAGUCCCCUAUCCAGAAAGUCCUUUUGGUCUUGAGGCUGGACCGAACGGUGACCAACCUGCGUCUUCCAAGGAAAGCUUCAAAAGCGAAUCAAAAUCUGCUUUUGUCAAUGUAUCAGUCGACCAGAUAUCGUCAUUGCAAACAGGAAAUUCCAUGGGUCAUAUAAUUACUGAUGUUGAUUCCCUUGAAGGAAAUUGUCAAACUCAGAAUGAAAUUACCAUAGUCGAGUUCAACCACUCAUCUGAAGACGCUUGGAAGAUAAAGAAGACUGAUGAGGGAGAUAAUGACGGUGUUGAAAUCAAAGAUAGUGACGGUGUUGAAUCUAAAGAUGGUGACGGUGUUGAAUCUAAAGAUGGUGACGGUGUUGAAUCUAAAGAUGGUGACGGUGUUGAAUCUAAAGAUGGUGACGGUGUUGAAGCUAAAGAUGGUGACGGUGUUGAAGCUAAAGAUGGUGACGGUGUUGAAGCUGAAGAUGGUGACGGUGUUGAAGCUGAAGAUGGUGACGGUGUUGGAUUCAAAGAUGGUGUGGAGCAUGCGAGAGCUUCUAGCAAUGCAGUAGGACGAUCGCUUGAUGCUUCUAUUUAUCAUUUGUUGAAUUUAUUGAAAUUUAUUCUUAUCUUUAUCAACUGCUUCUUAUGUUUCCAAAUUAAUAUGAAUAAUUUCCACAUUCAAAAUUAAAUUAUAUAUAGGUUUGUUAUGACGAUAUAAUUUUAGAUACCAUAUUGGAAAAUACUAAUUUCUUGAUGCAUGAAUGCCACAAUUUUUUUACUAUUUUAACUAAAUUUCAAUUUUCAGGGUCACAGGAAUAUUUAAAUUGGUCAGUAGUAACACGAGCUUUUUCGUAGUCAAAUUAUGAAUCUUCCAAGUAAACUGUUAAAUAGUUUGAGUUUUUACUGGGGAUGCCCGAGACUAAUUUUACAUUCUCUAAACUUGGCGCUAUAAUUUUACGAGGUUUCACAGGUUUAUUUUUUAAUUGACCUAUUGAUUAAAGGCAUUUAUUAGCCUAUGUUGAAUACUUUUUAUACAUGUUAAUACCUGAUGAUUCUAAUGCAUCUAACUUAAAGACUUUUUGCUGUAAAUUUUAUAAAUAGUCUUCACCGUUAUGAAGCUUGAAUUUUAAGAUUGAUUAGGCUUCUAAAAUCAAAUGGGAAUUGUUCGAAACCAUUCCGGAAAUAAAAAAUUAUUCAAG